Micropterus salmoides (largemouth bass) is the source of this 1005-nucleotide messenger RNA. RefSeq names its product myelin-oligodendrocyte glycoprotein-like. Bases 49 to 777 code for a protein of 242 amino acids. NCBI's taxonomy places the organism in Eukaryota, Metazoa, Chordata, Actinopteri, Centrarchiformes, Centrarchidae. The record is from RefSeq and is a predicted model, not a curated record. The transcript is spliced from 6 exons.
UGGGUUUGUUUGUUUGUUUGUUUGUUUGUCUCACUCUCAGCUGUUUUUAUGGCUCACUUCGGGAGCUCCGUGCCUGGUUUUACCUUUUUUCCACUCUGGACUCUCGCUGUAUGUUUGAGUACGGCUGUCUGGACGAAGCCUGUUGAAGGUCAGCCUCGUGUGAUCGGGUCACUUCAGCCAAUCAUCGCUGCUCCGGGUGAUGAUGUCAUCCUGCCGUGCCACCUGGAUCCUGCUUACAAUGUGGAGGAUCUGACGGUGGAGUGGUCGAAGCCAGAUCUCAAGCCCGACCCCUCUGAUCGUCUGAGCCGGGUCGACUACGUGCACGUUUACAGGGACGGACGUGAAAACCUGGACAUGAAGCUCCAGUCGUACUUCGGCAGGACGAUGCUGUUCACAGACAAACUGAAACGUGGAAACAUUUCUCUGAAGAUCACCAACGUAACACAGGCUGAUGGAGGGAGAUACAAAUGUUUCAUCCCCAAGUUAAACAGCCAAGUGAAGGAGUCGAUUAUUCUACUUAUUGUUGAUCCAAACUUUGUUAAAUCCUCGACGACAGAGACGCCGCUGCUUCCCACAAAUGUCCAAACUCCUGAUCCAAAUGAGGAGACUCAUGUUAAAGGUGGUCGAUCCUAUCAGGGCGUUUGGAUCCCAGCUGUGUGUGUCUUACUGGUCCUGGGAGUCUGUGGUGGCGUCGCUGGAUAUGUGAUUAAACACAAGCCUCAAAAACUAAAUCCGCCAAAGUAUGACGUCACCCCAGAAAGGCCACUUCCAGUCUAGGUGCCUUGCUCAAGAGCUCGUUGGUAUUUGAUGUUAACGGAGACGAGAGCGUUCUACACGUCCCUCUCUUUGAUCUUCCUCAUCACUUUAGGGAUUCAGACCAGCAUCACCUCCAGCCACAAGUGGACCCACUGGAUCAGCAGGAGGGAGCUCUUCAUGAUGGACACAGAUUACCAUCAGAAUGAAGCUCACCUCAAACUCUGGGACGUGGCUGCAUCAGACGUCCUG